This is a messenger RNA of Tachysurus fulvidraco (yellow catfish), 3494 nucleotides long. RefSeq names its product structure specific recognition protein 1b (gene ssrp1b). Bases 150 to 2249 code for a protein of 699 amino acids. The transcript is spliced from 19 exons. NCBI's taxonomy places the organism in Eukaryota, Metazoa, Chordata, Actinopteri, Siluriformes, Bagridae. The record is from RefSeq and is a predicted model, not a curated record. Gene Ontology annotation, cellular component: nucleus; FACT complex. Gene Ontology annotation, molecular function: histone binding; DNA binding; nucleosome binding.
CCUGACUCCUGUUCCCCACUGCGAGAAACCGAUGAACCGAUUCUUUUUUUUUGUGGGAUCGACUCCCAGUUCUUGGGAACAGGUCUACUGCUGUUUUUAUCUCGUUCCCGAAGAAAGCAUUGUGAUCAUUGGGACGAGAGAGCGCUACCAUGAGUGAUGUUCUGGAGUUUAGUGACAUUUAUCAGGAGGUCAAGGGUUCCUGGAAUGACGGGCGUCUGCGGUUCAGUAAGCAGAUGGUGGUUUAUAAAAACAGUAAGACGGGUAAAGUGGACAGUAUCCCUGUCCCAGAGCUCAGUCAGGCCCAGUGGAGGAGGGUCUGCCUGGGUCACAGCAUCAAACUGUCCACCAGCACUGGACACGUGUACAAAUAUGAUGGCUUUAAAGACACCGACUUUGAAAAAAUCUCGGAGUAUUUUAAAGAUAAUUACAAAGUGGAGCUGACCGAAAAAGACAUGUGUGUGAAAGGCUGGAACUGGGGCACUGCUAAAUUCAAUGGCCCACUGCUGUCAUUUGAAGUGAGUGACACUCCUGUGUUUGAGAUUCCGCUGUCCAGUGUAUCACAGUGUACCACUGGAAAAAAUGAAGUCACUCUGGAGUUUCAUCAGAAUGAUGAUACAGAGGUGUCGCUCAUGGAGGUGCGUUUUUAUGUCCCACCCAGUACAGGAGAUGAGGGGGCGGACCCUGUAGAGGCAUUUGCCCAGAAUAUUCUUUCUAAGGCAGAUGUGAUUCAGGCUACAGGAGACGCUGUGUGUAUUUUCCGAGAGCUGCAGUGUCUUACACCCAGGGGAAGGUAUGAUAUACGUAUCUACCCCACCUUCCUGCAUCUGCAUGGUAAGACAUUUGACUACAAGAUCCCCUACACCACAGUGCUGCGUCUUUUCCUGCUCCCCCACAAGGACCAGAGACAGAUGUUCUUCGUGAUCAGUCUGGAUCCUCCCAUUAAACAAGGACAAACCCGCUAUCACUUUCUCAUCCUGCUAUUUUCCAAGGACGAGGAUAUCAACCUCACCCUCAACAUGAGCGAGGAAGAGGUAGAGAGGCGAUUUGAAGGAAAGCUGACUAAGAACAUGUCUGGCUCUCUAUAUGAGAUGGUCAGCAGGGUUAUGAAGGCUCUUGUCAACAGGAAGAUCACAGUACCUGGAAACUUUCAGGGUCACUCUGGGGCUCAGUGUAUCACUUGCUCCUAUAAGGCCAGCUCAGGUCUGCUGUAUCCUCUGGAGAGAGGCUUCAUCUACGUUCACAAGCCCCCAGUGCAUCUGCGCUUCGAGGAGAUCUCCUGUGUGAACUUUGCCAGAGGCACCACAACCACACGCUCGUUUGACUUUGAAAUUGAGACCAAACAGGGCAGCCAGUACACAUUCAGCAGUAUUGAGAGAGAAGAGUAUGGGAAGUUGUUCGAUUUUGUCAAUGCUAAGAAACUGAGCAUCAAGAACAGAGGCUUCAAAGAGAAAAAGGGUAUGAAGGUCAGAGAUGACAUGUACAGUGACUCUGAUGAGGAUCAGCAUGACGCGUAUCUGGAGCGCAUGAAGCAGGAAGGGAAGAUCCGUGAAGAGGCCAAUGACAGCGAUGACUCGGAGGCUGGCAGCGAUGAAUCAUUUAACCCUGGAGAUGAAGAUGAUGAUGUCGCAGAAGAGUAUGACAGUAAAGCCUCAGCCAGUGAAAGUAGUGCUGAAGGUGCAGACAGUGAAGAAGACAGAAAAAAGAAACCUGUCAAAAAAGCCAAAACUGUGAAGGAGGCUAAGCACAAAAAGGAGAAGAAGAUGAAGGACAACAGCGCCCCUAAGAGGCCAAUGAGUGCCUAUAUGCUGUGGCUCAACUCCAGCAGAGAUCGCAUUAAAGCUGAAAACCCUGGAAUCUCAGUCACUGAGAUUUUAAAGAAGGCUGGUGAGAUGUGGAAGCAGAUCAGCAAGGAAAAGAAAGAGGAGUGGGAAGGGAAAUCUGAGGAAGCCAAGAAAGAAUACGAGCGAGCGAUGAAACAGUACAGAGAAAAAAGUGGAGGCACCUCAAAAAAGCCAAGAAAGAAAGGAGGAAAAAGUGACGAGAGAAAGAAAAAGAAGUUAGGUGGAGGGAGGGAAAGAGAGAGGAACAAGCCAGCCGGGAACGAAAGCUUUAAAAGUCCUGAGUUCAUCUCCAGUGAGGAGAGUUCGUCCGAGUCCAACCGUGGAAAAGGCCGUAAACGCAAGGGCUCGGAUAAUGAGGAGAAACAAGCAAGCAGCACUCCCAGCUCAGAGGAGUCUGUCUCAGACUAAGACACUAGCAGCAUGACAGAGCAUGAAAGAAAGAGACAGGACAAUGGAGUCGUCGUGCCCUGUCCACGUGUGUUUUCAUUUUCAUAUUCUUUCUCCAUGUUUAAUUUUAUCCAUUUUAGUAUGCAUUUUAUAUAACAAACACUAACAUGUAUUACUUUCUAACCUGCUUAACUCUGAUGUUUCUAGUAAGUACCAUGUGUUAUGUGAAUACAUUAAGGUUGGAAAAAAUCUCAAAAACAUUUGAAGAUGAUGUUAUUGAAUAUGUUAAACAACUUCUCGGUCACAAUGUGAAUUUAAGCAAAUGUGUAAUAUCGAUCUUGUUUACUCCUUUGUACAAAAGGUCAGAUUUUCCAUAAGUUUUAUCCCUUUCACUGAAGCAUGUGUUCAGACAACACUGAAGGUGUUUCAAUAAUUUUCUAACACAGGAGUUUUUUUAAACCAAGACUUUUUUUUUAUUUUAUUUCAAUGCUCAUAGUCAUUGUAAUACGUUAUCAUUUCUAUAGUAACAAUUUACUGGGACUUGUAUAGUGGACAUUCAGAUUUUUUUUAUUAAUGUAAAUGUGAAGCUUCUGUGAGAACAUUUUUAGAAGGAGUCCCUAAUGCCAGCACUUUGCAACAAUCAGAGGUACAGCUGUUCCUUUUUCUGUCUGAUGAAGGAACAAAUUUUUAUAAUGUAAGUAAUUACACAAACAGAUUGUUUAAGCAGACAAAAAAAAUGUAUUUGCCAUCAUUUAAGAGAUAAAUGAAUAAAUAAACAUUUCGCAAAGGUUUUACAGCAUUAAACCUUUAAAAUAGACAAAAAUAUGGUGUGUAUUCCAUUGUUCAAUAAAUAAAGUGUUUAGCAUUGGCAUAUUGCUGCGGUAUGAGAGGAAUGAAGCACUUCAUGAACAUACUGUAAGUGGUAAAUAAUCACACCCCCCUGUCUUUUUAUUAUUUCCCUGUCAUCUUAUGUUCUUUAUAGAAUGAUGUUUCAAAACAAAUAAUAAUUUAUUACAACCCCAGAGCACCUUUACAUCAUUGCUGAUGAUUGUGUUAUAAAUAUAUUCUGUAAGUAUUUAAGUGUUUUCAUCUUUCUGGUGUUCAAUAUUGCCCUCGUCAUUUCAAACUGGUAUUUAUUAAUGCUUGUUGUGACCUGACAGCUUUUUGUGGAUGUUCAGUAUAAGCCAAAAUGUUAAUGUGUUCAGUCCAAUUUUUGAGCAACAGACUGUAAGUUCUCAUUAAAUCCCUAUUUUAUAUAAGGAGCAA